AUGACGAAAUGCAUUUCUCGGCACUUCCCUCCUGCACAACUUCACAACAUGUCGAACGUCGCAUUAGUCGGUGCCACUGGCAUGGUGGGCUCCCACAUCCUCAACAGUCUCAUCGCCAACCCUGCCGUGACACGCGUGGACACCAUCUCCCGCCGCACUCCGCCCGUAGCCAGCGGUUCACCACCAGCCAAACUGACCAACUUCGUCUCAACCGAUACCACAACCUGGGCAAGCCAGCUCUCCUCCCUAAGCCCCACCCCAAGCAUUUUCAUCUCCGCCUUCGCCACCACCAAAGCAGCCGCCGGCGGGUUCGAAAACCAGUACAAGAUCGAGCAUGGACUCAACGUUGAGCUAGCCAAGGCCGCGCGCGAGGCCGGCUCAAAGGUCUACGUGCUUAUUUCGUCCAGUGGCGCGAACAAGGACUCCAAUAUCGCGUAUACGCGUAUGAAGGGCGAGAUCGAGGAGGAUAUCAAGGCGCUUGGCUUUGAGAGGAUGGUUAUUCUUCGGCCUGGGUUGAUUGCUGGGACGAGGGAGGAGAGUAGGCCCUUAGAAGCGGGAAUUCGGUUCAUCGCUAAUUGGGCGGGUAAGGUGCACUCUGGUUUGAAGGAUGGCUGGGCGCAGGAGGCUAGUGUCAUUGGGAAUGCUGCUGUUGUUGCUGGUCUUAAGGCUUUGGAGGGUGAUGUUCCAACUGGUAGUGAGAAGGUUUGGACUUUGUUUGGUAGUGAUAUUAUGCAGUAUGGUAAGGAGGGCUCUCAGUGA
Molecule: messenger RNA, 759 nt
Organism: Penicillium salamii
Lineage: Eukaryota; Fungi; Ascomycota; Eurotiomycetes; Eurotiales; Aspergillaceae
Source: the annotation of a GenBank genome assembly